CGCACAGUCAGUUCGGUUCGGGCAGCGCUCGUGUGUAGACUUUGAUAACUAACAGUAUUAAGUGAAUUUGUGUAUUAUCGUGUGAUAAAUAAAAAAAUGAUUUUUGAACCCGUUUCCGUUUCUAAAUGCAAUUUCGCGUUCGCAGUUUUCGUGUUAGCGCUGACUUUGAAGGCGCACGUUGCGGCAGUCGAUUUUCCCGAACCCAUUACGAAAUGUCAUUUCGGCGAUGAGAAAUGUUUACUGGAACAGGCGCACAAGCUGUUAAAAAAAGCCUCCACAGGUGUGCCUGAAAAAGGCAUACCAUCGUUAGAGCCACUGAAGCUGGACAAGAUCGAAAUGGUAGGCGAUAAUAACAAAGCGCUCAAGGUGAAUUUGGUGAUGACCGAUGUAGAGUUUCAUAACUACACCAAAGCGACCGUAACAGCAAUCAAGGGCUUCAGCAAAGAUACCAGUAAACCAAUGAAGAUUGCUUCACAAAACAUCAAUCCACGUAUAACGAUUAAAUCGAAAUACAAAGUUGAUGGUAACAUUCUAGUGUUGCCCAUUAAGGGUGAGGGUGAGAUGACAAUGGUGUUGGAUAAUGUGAAGACCCGGUUUGUGACUACACUGAAAGCGGAAGAGCGUGAUGGCAAACAUUAUUUAAUUGUCGAUAAUAUCAAAGUUGAUAGUCAAGUCGAUAACGUACACACUGACAUGACGAAUCUUUUCAACGGCGACAAAGUACUCUCAGAGAGUCUACUGCAAGUGAUGAAUGAUAAUUGGCGCGUUCUCAGUGAUGAGCUAACACCAAGAAUUAACGGUGCUUUAGGGGAAAAGCUGAAAGAGUUGCUGCUUAAAUUUUUCAACGAUAUACCAUAUGAAGAUUACUUUUUGCCAGAAUAAAAAAAAGUGUGAGGAAAUAGAAUUUGAAGAGAAUUUAAAAUAGAAAAAUUAGAAAUACAGAAAAUUUUAAAAUUU
This is a messenger RNA of Ceratitis capitata (Mediterranean fruit fly), 957 nucleotides long. Its product is annotated as circadian clock-controlled protein. The transcript is spliced from 4 exons. Bases 97 to 882 code for a protein of 261 amino acids. The record is from RefSeq and is a predicted model, not a curated record. Lineage: Eukaryota; Metazoa; Arthropoda; Insecta; Diptera; Tephritidae.